AUGGCGAAAUUCUCACAUCCGUCGUCGUUUGACUUCUUCCAACAUUCCCCCGCUCUCGACUCCAAGCCCAUCUUCUCGCCUGACGAUGAGAUGAGCGUAUUGGACGACAAGAUCCUGGACUCUAGCACCCAAGACAUCACAUCGCUCAACGGCCAACGGCGAUCGUCCUUUGACCACACGCCCGACGACUUUUCGCGGAGAGACUCCGUAUGGUCGGACAUGGCCCAACAUCACAAUGGAGCUCCCUCGCGGCAGCCAUCGCAGAUGUCGACGCCUCUCUUCGAAGCAGUGUCAAACCCGUUUGUCCACACCACCUCCUAUCCCCAACAGCAAUGGACGCUCGCCGCAGACUCCACCUCGUGUACCGCAACCCCCAUCUACGAGCAGUUCUCCCACGAUUUCGAUGCCGCAGCCCAAAACCCAUUCGUCGGCGGUGCGGCCGGUGCAGUACAGCCGUUAGCGUACCCAUCCAUGCCGUAUCGUCCAGGCUCAACCUUUGCUCCCCCUCCCUCCCACGCCAUUCCGAUGUCACCGCAAUCGAGUCAAGGUUGGGCGUCCGCGUCUGCUGAACCCACUGAGAUGCAAUCCAAGCCUGCACGGAAGAACUCUACCGCUGCCACCGGCUACCGAAAUGGCUCCAACCUUCACAUUCGCCGAGAUGGGAUCCGAAAGAAGAAUGCCCGCUUUGAUAUCCCCGCGGAACGUACUCUGAGUAACAUCGACUUGCUCAUCAACCGCUCCACUGAUGAGGAGGAGAUCAAGGAGCUCAAGCAACAAAAGCGUUUGCUGAGAAACCGACAGGCUGCACUGGAUUCGCGCCAACGCAAGAAGGUGCAUACUGAGCAGCUUGAAGAAGACAAGCGGCGCUCCACUAGCCUGAUCAACGAGCUUCAGGAAGCCAUCCGUGAGAUGAAACUCCGGGAGGCAGAGUUCGUGCAAGAAAAGGCCAAACUGCUUGAAAGCCAGCAGCAGCUCCAUCAAUAUAUCGAGCAACUGCACUCUGAAAAGGAGGAGCUAAUUCGAUCCCAUACCUUGGAGACCGGUGAGCUUCGAAAGAAGAACACCAUCCUGCGGGAGCACAUGGAGAAACUCGAGCACUCAACGACACCUGGCUCUCUCUUCCGCAGUGAUUUCUCUGAUUACGAGAGUCUCGGGGUCGGCGGCAACUCUUGGGAUGACUUCUCUAUGGCCAAUGAAUUCUCUCUGGAUAGCGAGCCACGGGUAACGGUUCGAAGCCCAACGCCCACUCCCGAGAAAUCGCUCAUCAUCAGCAAAACCGACAAGGUUGUCGAGAAGCUGUCCUCGCAAACGGACUUCCCCUUCAGCUGGAAUGCAUUCUACAUGUGUCUCCUCUUCGGUGCCUUUGUGGCUUCGAACGGUUCUUCAAUGCCCGCGACGUCCAUCCCUCCCCUUUCGGAAGAGUAUCGCGCUGAGUCUGCCAACGUUCUAAAGGCUGUCCUCGCUUCUGCCAAUCCCACACAAGCAACCCAUUCCAUCAGCCUGGCGAAUAUUCCUUCUUCCACCAGUUCAUUCCCCGCAACAAUCUCGCGUGCAGAACUGGCACAGCUCUCAUCUGGUCAGGACACCACGAUGACCAACUUGGAUGACUUGCAUCGAAACCUUGUCGCUCCAACGAAGGAGCAAGAGGACCAGCAAGCGUUUACACUUACGGCAGAGCAAUAUAAUGCGCUGACCACCCUGGACGACGAGGAUGGCGAUAUUACGCCGCAGCCUUCCAACUUGCAGCAAGCAUAUGCUGCCAUGCGAAGCAAUGCUGCUGGCACCAAAGGCACGUCUGAUGUCUAUUCUCGCUCCCUUCUCUGGGAUCGUGUGCCCGACAAGGUCGUUCGCGAUUUCAGACGAAUGGUCAAAGACUGUGGCAUCAACGUCGGUAAACACGAAGAGCCUGGUGGUGCACUCACAUCAUGA
Molecule: messenger RNA, 1929 nt
Organism: Uncinocarpus reesii 1704
Lineage: Eukaryota; Fungi; Ascomycota; Eurotiomycetes; Onygenales; Onygenaceae
Exons: 2
Coding region: 1-1929 (642 amino acids)
Biological process (GO): regulation of DNA-templated transcription
Molecular function (GO): DNA-binding transcription factor activity
Source: RefSeq, a predicted model, not a curated record